CACAGCCCAACUUCUGAAGCCAUGGCUCCUCGUCUUGAUAAGCAUAUGCAUAAGCUGAUUCUAGCUAAAAUCCGCGGAGGAGAUUCGAACGAAAAAUAGCCGAAGACAUAUCCAGUCCAGACCGCAUCGUCACUCCCCGUGCCAUCCGUAGAAUCCGAUCGACGUACACUCGAUAUAGGACAGCGACCACUCCAGCGAAGCGUACUGGUCCGGAUCCCAAGAUAACUCCGUUGAUGCUAGAUGCACUGUAUAUGCAGAUUGCGAAAGAACAGUAUAUGACUCGGCAGGAAAUGUCGACGUUUCUCUAUAAAAAAUACAACACGGAGGUAUCUGUGACUUGUAUUACCCGGGCGCUACAGGCCUGUCAAAUAACGUGGAAAACGAUGCGACACGUAGCUCUUCAACAGUUACCGCAACUUCGUCACUUUUAUCAGUAUCUGCUCAAAAUAGCUGGAGUAAAAGCAACUUAUUGUGUGUUUGUUGACGAAUUCGGUAUUAAUCUAUUUGAUGCGCUGCGAACGAAAGGAUAGGCUAAGGUAGGAAUUACACCCAUCCUAAGAGCUAAGUUCUAAAAAGAGAUAAGAGUCCAAAUCCUUUUAGCAUAUACACUUAAAGGCAUUAAAUUAUCGCGCGUUUUCACUGGAACAACAGAUAAGGAAUUGUUUAAAGACUUCAUUAAGUAGUUAUUACAUCCCUGUAGAAGAUGGCCAGAGCCGGAGUCUGUGAUUAUUAUGGACAAUGCUUCGUUUCACUUUUCAGAUAAAAUCGAACAUAUGUGCAAGAGAGCUGGCGUACGGCUAUUUAUGAUGGCCCCAUAUACCCCUCGAAUAAAUCUAAUAGAGGAGCAUUUUGGAGUACUUAAGACAGUUGCUAAAUCCAAACUUAGGGAGUACGUAGAUCUCAGGAGGAGGAGCUUUGAGGACUAUGUUAAGGCGUGUAUUAAAGCCCUUAGCAAUAGAGGUGAUAUUGCAGAGGGGCAUUUUCGCAAUGCGGGAUUCUAUAUAGAACGG
Trichoderma harzianum CBS 226.95 is the source of this 1010-nucleotide messenger RNA. RefSeq lists its product as hypothetical. The transcript has a single exon. The record is from RefSeq and is a predicted model, not a curated record. NCBI's taxonomy places the organism in Eukaryota, Fungi, Ascomycota, Sordariomycetes, Hypocreales, Hypocreaceae. Bases 234 to 530 code for a protein of 98 amino acids.